Molecule: messenger RNA, 1688 nt
Organism: Mollisia scopiformis
Lineage: Eukaryota; Fungi; Ascomycota; Leotiomycetes; Helotiales; Mollisiaceae
Product: endoplasmic reticulum-golgi intermediate compartment protein-like protein 3
Exons: 4
Coding region: 200-1516 (438 amino acids)
Biological process (GO): retrograde vesicle-mediated transport, Golgi to endoplasmic reticulum; endoplasmic reticulum to Golgi vesicle-mediated transport
Cellular component (GO): endoplasmic reticulum membrane; COPII-coated ER to Golgi transport vesicle; Golgi membrane
Source: RefSeq, a predicted model, not a curated record
CAGAACUCUUCCUCGUCGCAAAGAGUUUCUCUGACCUUUUCGCAAUUUUCAUUCAUUCUCUUCAUGUUCGAGCCAAUUGACCUGAAUUCCUCCUGAUUUAUGCAUCUUUAAAAAGCUAUUUCAAUCACUGCCGCAAGGCUCAGGUCCCGCGACUUAACAAUAAUCUACGGCACCGUGCAUACUACGAUUGCUCAGCAAAAUGCCUGCGAAAUCGAGAUUUACGAGGCUCGAUGCCUUCACGAAGACUGUCGACGAAGCCCGGGUCCGCACGACCUCUGGUGGAGUUGUUACGAUAGCUUCAUUGCUUAUUGUUCUAUGGCUUGCUUGGGGAGAAUGGGCAGAGUACCGACGGAUAGUGGUGCACCCAGAGUUGAUUGUGGAUAAAGGAAGAAGCGAAAAGAUGGAAAUACAUCUGAACAUUACCUUUCCAAAAAUCCCUUGCGAACUAUUGACCCUCGAUGUUAUGGAUGUGUCUGGAGAGCAGCAGACCGGUGUCAUGCACGGUGUCAAUAAGGUCAGACUUUCGCCACAAGAGGAGGGUGGUACUGUCAUUGAUGUGAGGUCUUUGGACUUGCACUCUGCUUCUGACGAAGCCACUCAUUUAGACCCCGAUUACUGCGGCGGCUGUUAUGGCGCAAACCCUCCCCCGAACGCACAAAAGGCUGGCUGUUGUAAUACGUGCGAUGAAGUUAGAGAAGCAUAUGCCAGUGUAUCCUGGGCGUUUGGCAGAGGAGAGGGUGUAGAACAGUGUGAGCGUGAACAUUACGGAGAAAGACUGGAUUCCCAGAGAAAGGAAGGAUGCCGAAUAGAGGGCGGCCUUCGAGUCAACAAGGUAGUGGGUAACUUCCACAUUGCUCCUGGAAGGAGUUUCAGCAAUGGCAAUAUGCACGUCCACGACCUGAACAACUACUUCGACACCCCAGUACCAGGUGGCCAUGUAUUCACACACGAAAUCCAUUCUCUUCGUUUCGGUCCACAGCUCCCCGACGACGUUGUGAAGAAGCUUGGUAGCAAGCAGCUACCAUGGACGAACCACCACAUUAAUCCUUUGGACAAUACCGAGCAAAUCACAGCAGACCCAGCUUACAACUUCAUGUACUUCGUCAAGGUUGUAUCCACUUCCUAUCUUCCAUUGGGAUGGGAGAAGAACGCAUAUGGCACAAACUCAGGACCUGAAGUUGGCAUUGGAUCAUAUGGUCAUCAAGACGACGGAAGCGUUGAGACGCAUCAAUACUCAGUUACAAGUCAUCGUAGAAGUCUCAGCGGUGGCGACGAUGCUGCUGAAGGUCACAAGGAGAAGCUCCAUGCUCGUGGUGGUAUUCCAGGAGUGUUCUUCUCAUAUGACAUCUCACCAAUGAAGGUUAUUAACAGGGAGGAACGAUCAAAGAGCUUCACCGGUUUCUUGACUGGACUUUGUGCCAUCAUUGGAGGUACUUUGACAGUUGCGGCAGCAUUGGAUCGCGGAUUAUAUGAAGGAACCACGCGUCUCAAAAAAUUGCAAUCGAAGAAUAUGUGAGGGGUCGAAUUUUUUAUCAGGAUUUUGGCAUGGAACGGAGUUCAGAGGUUGGCUUUGAAUAUAAAAUUUCCCUGCACAUGAUGGAUUGCUUGCAAAUGUGACUGAGUGAGUGGUCAAUUUGACUUUGAAUCAUGUGAUGCUUUCUUCCAGCAAUCGGAUGCAUCCGCAUCUU